Molecule: messenger RNA, 1101 nt
Organism: Copidosoma floridanum
Lineage: Eukaryota; Metazoa; Arthropoda; Insecta; Hymenoptera; Encyrtidae
Product: muscle-specific protein 20
Biological process (GO): actin filament organization
Cellular component (GO): actin cytoskeleton
Molecular function (GO): actin filament binding
Source: RefSeq, a predicted model, not a curated record
ACUUCGGGCGCGAGCGCAUGAGGCUGUACGUGUGCUCCACAUAUAGCCCAACAGCACCCCCCAAAGCUCUUCACACCAACACGCGCCCACACCUGCUGUCACCGAUAUAUACCCUGGACCGGACCGCGAGCCGCACACUUUUUGUGCUUUCGUUUUACAGAAAGGGUACACUUUACCUAACAGAGGAAAAAUAGCCGACGGCUUGAUUGUACAUUACCGAUCUUUUCUUCUUCGUAAGCAAGUCAACAUGCCGGGACGUCCGCUGUGGCAGGUUGCUGGAAAACGCGAUCCAGACCAGGAGGCCGAAGCUCAACUUUGGAUCGAACAAGUCAUUGGAUUUAAAUUUCCAAAGGACAUAAGCUACGAGGAUGCCCUGAGGGACGGCGUGAUCUUGUGCAUGCUGAUGAACAGACUGUGCCCCGGCAUUGUAUCGAAAGUCAACACGACCGGAGGUGACUACAAAAUGAUGGACAAUCUGAAUCAGUUCCAAAGGGCUUGCAUCAGAUACGGAGUCCCGGAAAUCGAUCUUUUCCAGGCAGUCGACCUGAUGGAGCGCAAGAACAUCUCGCAGGUCACCAACACGAUAUUCGCCAUCGCUCGCGCGGCCUACAAGCACCCGGAGUGGAGGGGCCCGUAUUUGGGACCCAAGCCCGCGGACGAAAACAAGCGAUACUUUUCCCCGGAGCAGCUGAGGGCCGGUGACACCGUGAUCGGCCUGCAAGCCGGUUCCAACAAGGGAGCCACGCAAUCCGGCCAGAACUUUGGCGCGUCUCGAAAGAUCAUAUUUGGAAAGUAAUCACUACCGGUCAUCCUUUACACAACAAAUCAAAAUAAUCCACAACAUCAAUAUGUUACACACCCACCCACACACACACACACACUUGCAUUGUACUAUUCACCGCUGCACUCUUAUGGUAUAAAAGUCGCUUGAAAAUUGAGUGGAAACUAUUGUAGUAUAGUUUUCCUAGCGCGUAAGAUUUUCUCAUUUUUAAUAUGAAUAAUGUUAAAGUGCGUUUCAAUGUGUUUCGUUGUAUGUUAUACCGUUUUAACGAAAAUUAUAAAGGAAACAUGGAAAAAAAAAAUAUAUAUAUAUUUAACAAA